Heterocephalus glaber (naked mole-rat) is the source of this 5282-nucleotide messenger RNA. It is a transcript of the gene Cpsf2, whose product is annotated as cleavage and polyadenylation specific factor 2. Gene Ontology annotation, biological process: mRNA 3'-end processing by stem-loop binding and cleavage. NCBI's taxonomy places the organism in Eukaryota, Metazoa, Chordata, Mammalia, Rodentia, Bathyergidae. The record is from RefSeq and is a predicted model, not a curated record. Gene Ontology annotation, cellular component: mRNA cleavage and polyadenylation specificity factor complex. Gene Ontology annotation, molecular function: RNA binding.
GUUAGCUCAUUGACUCCGAGGACCGUUCAGAUGAUAGUACCGCGCCUUAAUAGAAUUGUCUUCAUCGCUCUCCAGCGCUUUCAGUACCACUGCAGUUUCCCACAAUCUCAUUCUUUUCGGCUUUGUACUUUUGUACAUUCUCUUCAGAAAACAGAAGAUCAGACUAGCUCUAACUUCUAUUUAUAAAGAACUCUUCCUCUGAACUUGUGAUGUUUCAUCAUAUGUACAACUGAGAACCUUUUAGAUUGCUGUUACUGGACCAAAAAGAUGACAUCUAUUAUUAAAUUAACUACCCUGUCUGGGGUCCAAGAAGAGUCUGCCCUUUGCUAUCUUCUGCAGGUUGAUGAGUUUAGAUUUUUAUUGGACUGUGGCUGGGAUGAGCACUUUUCUAUGGAUAUUAUAGAUUCCCUGAGGAAGCAUGUUCAUCAGAUUGAUGCAGUGCUGCUGUCUCACCCUGACCCUCUCCAUCUUGGUGCCCUCCCUUAUGCUGUGGGAAAGCUGGGUCUGAACUGCGCUAUCUAUGCAACCAUUCCUGUUUAUAAAAUGGGACAGAUGUUCAUGUAUGAUCUUUAUCAGUCUCGACACAAUACAGAAGAUUUUACACUCUUUACGUUAGAUGAUGUGGAUGCAGCCUUUGAUAAAAUACAGCAGCUAAAAUUCUCUCAGAUUGUGAAUUUGAAAGGUAAAGGACAUGGCUUGUCUAUCACACCUCUGCCAGCUGGCCAUAUGAUAGGCGGAACAAUAUGGAAAAUUGUCAAAGAUGGAGAAGAAGAAAUUGUUUAUGCAGUUGAUUUCAACCACAAGAGGGAGAUCCACUUGAAUGGAUGUUCCCUGGAAAUGCUAAGCAGACCCUCUCUACUCAUCACAGAUUCAUUUAAUGCUACUUAUGUGCAGCCUAGAAGGAAACAGAGAGAUGAACAGCUACUGACAAAUGUCCUGGAAACCCUUCGAGGUGAUGGGAAUGUAUUGAUAGCCGUGGAUACUGCAGGCAGAGUUUUGGAACUUGCUCAGCUUCUUGAUCAGAUUUGGAGAACUAAAGAUGCAGGAUUGGGUGUUUACUCACUGGCACUCCUAAAUAACGUCAGUUAUAAUGUGGUGGAGUUUUCUAAGUCCCAGGUAGAAUGGAUGAGUGAUAAAUUGAUGAGAUGUUUUGAAGACAAAAGAAAUAACCCAUUUCAGUUUCGCCAUCUUUCUUUAUGCCAUGGUCUGUCGGACUUGGCUCGAGUACCCAGCCCCAAAGUUGUGCUUGCCAGCCAGCCUGACCUGGAAUGUGGAUUCUCAAGAGAUCUCUUUAUUCAGUGGUGUCAGGACCCUAAAAACUCAAUAAUUCUAACUUACAGAACUACUCCUGGGACUUUAGCACGUUUCCUGAUUGAUAAUCCUUCUGAAAAAAUUACAGAAAUAGAGCUGAGGAAACGUGUGAAGCUUGAAGGGAAAGAACUUGAGGAAUACUUGGAAAAAGAGAAACUAAAGAAAGAAGCUGCUAAAAAACUUGAGCAGUCAAAAGAGGUGGAUAUAGAUUCCAGUGAUGAGAGUGAUGUUGAGGAAGAUAUUGACCAGCCAUCGGCUCAUAAGACAAAGCAUGACCUGAUGAUGAAAGGUGAAGGUAGUCGUAAAGGAAGCUUCUUCAAACAGGCAAAAAAGUCUUAUCCUAUGUUUCCUGCCCCAGAAGAAAGAAUUAAAUGGGAUGAAUAUGGAGAAAUUAUCAAACCAGAGGAUUUCUUAGUGCCAGAACUUCAAGCUACUGAAGAAGAAAAAAGCAAAUUAGAAUCUGGUUUGACAAAUGGAGAUGAGCCCAUAGAUCAGGAUUUAUCUGAUGUUCCGACUAAGUGUAUUUCUACAACAGAAUCUAUUGAAAUAAAAGCCAGGGUUACUUACAUAGACUAUGAAGGACGCUCUGAUGGAGAUUCCAUUAAAAAAAUCAUUAAUCAGAUGAAACCACGCCAGCUGAUAAUUGUCCACGGCCCACCAGAGGCCAGUCAAGAUCUGGCGGAGUGCUGCCGUGCAUUUGGCGGGAAAGACAUUAAAGUGUACAUGCCGAAGCUGCACGAAACAGUCGAUGCUACGAGUGAAACACACAUCUACCAGGUGAGAUUAAAAGACUCACUUGUCAGCUCCCUUCAGUUUUGUAAGGCAAAAGAUGCUGAAUUAGCGUGGAUCGAUGGUGUCCUAGACAUGAGAGUUUCCAAAGUGGACACGGGAGUAAUUUUAGAAGAAGGAGAGCUCAAGGAUGACGGAGAAGACUCAGAAAUGCAAGUGGAUGCUCCUUCAGAUUCCAGCGUGAUAGCACAACAGAAGGCCAUGAAAAGUCUGUUUGGAGAUGAUGAGAAAGAAACGGGUGAAGAGAGUGAGAUCAUCCCUACUUUGGAGCCCUUGCCCCCUCACGAGGUUCCUGGACAUCAGUCAGUUUUUAUGAAUGAACCAAGACUAUCAGACUUCAAGCAAGUUCUUUUACGGGAGGGGAUUCAAGCUGAAUUUGUAGGAGGUGUACUUGUUUGCAACAAUCAAGUAGCAGUCCGAAGAACGGAAACUGGACGCAUUGGAUUAGAAGGCUGUCUUUGUCAAGAUUUUUAUAGGAUAAGAGACCUUUUGUAUGAACAGUAUGCCAUCGUGUAAAGGACAUGAUGUCAAGAAGUAUCUACUUGACCUUUCUAAGAAAAAAGCGUUUUUAUUCUAAGCUUUUGCUCCUUUGUUUUGUAACAUGCGAAAAGAAUCUGCUAGAAAAACUGAACAUGUAUUAAAUUUUUUUAAAUGUAAAUAGAGGACUGGGGAUAUUGCUCAGUGGUAGAGUGCUUCCCUAGCAUGCACAAGGCCUAAGGUUUUAAUCUCCAGCAUCAGAAAAAAACAGAAAGAAGGAAAAAUGAAAAAUGUAAACAGAACCCAUGUUGCUAGUGCAGAAUGAGUGCCCUGCCUUUUGGCUUUCAGAGUGGUAGAGGUCCUAACAGGUGCACAGGUUAGAAUUAAAGAUGAUUGGUUGCCUUUACAGACCCUCGCCUUCAAAGGGCUUUUUACUUGAAUAAAACAAUGCAAUUUAACAAACCAGUUCGUGGCCUUAGAACACGUUUGCAUGUCCUCUUGCAAACAGCUUCUUGUAUAUUCUGAAAUGAAAGAAUUAUUUGGCAAAAGAUGUGCUUCAACAAAACUAAAGUGAUAUAAUAGUUUUUUGAAGAUUAGGUAUUUUUUAAAAAAGUGUAUGUGCUAUCAUUCUUUUCAAUUCUAAUCCGUGUUUUCACGUGUCGUGUAUCUGUUCCAAGCCUAUAGUUUCCAGUGAUUCACUCUAGUGUGAGGUAGUACACAUUUUGUCCAGAAAUCAAUUUUUAUUUUUCUCAUUUCUUGUCUUACUGAUUUUUUUUGUUGUUCAAUUUCAGUUAUUACACCAUCAUUUGAAUAUGUCAUUCAAAGGAACUGCUUGAUGCCUUAGUCUUAAGGGUUCUGCAUACAUUUUAGAUACAACUGUCAGCUGGGUUACUGUAUUUGGAUCUGUUCAGUGCUGUACUUUUAAGAAAAAUGUUGAACUUCACAUUUUUUUUUUAUAAAGUAGCAGUGUAAUUUAAUUAAAAUAUGUAAAUGUUUUCCUCUCUUAGGCUUGCACUCUUCUAAGGUUACUGCAGCAGUGGUUGGAUUUUAUGUACAUUGCUAGAAAAGUAGUACUGAAAUUGGCCGGGCACAGUGCCAUGUGCCUGUGACCUCAGCUAGUUGGGCAGCUGAGGCAGGAGGAUCACAAGUUUGAAACCAGCCUUGAGUAACUGAGCAAGACAUUCUCUCAAAGAGGACCGGAAAUGUAGCUCGGUGAUAGAGCGUUUGCCUAGCUCUACCAUGGGUUCAAACCCCAGUACCGUUGAAAAACAAAACAAAACACUAAAAUUGGAUAAGGUCAUCUUUGCUGUCCUGAUACAGUAUAGACCAUUUGUAUUCAAGAGUAAAACCUGAAUAUAUGCAAUAUACAUUGGAUUUAAGCCAUGAAAGAUACGGUGCCCUAUUGUAAUUUGUUGAUUUUUCCUUUUUAGAAAAGUAAUUUAAUCAUGGCACACCCUGAUGCUUAUUCUCUUUACACUUAGCAUUUUUAAGAGCAUCAGUCUUUGUUAACUUUUGUGGAACUAUGUAUAUUUCAACCCAGUGACAUCAGAAUAGAAUUAAUACUUCAUUCUGUGUCAAAUGCUUACAAAACGUCUGUUGUAGAUUAUAAUAUUAAUACAGAGUUUACAGCCUUCUGAUACUGACAAACCAAUGUUUCAGAAGAUGAAUAUAAAAGGUAUAAUUCCUUUUUAGCAUCUCAAAAAUUUUCUCUCAAACGUUUGGUGCUGUAUAAUUCUAUGUAUAUUCCAGGGGAAAGAAAGUCUGUAUUUCUUUCAUGGUUUAAAGUAUCUGGUUAUACAUAUGCUGAAAAACUUACCUUGUCUACCCUUUCUGUUGACCUGUGAGCAAUAAUGAAACUACAGUACAGAGCUGGGUGUGGUGGCACAUGCCUAUAAGUCAAGCCACUUGGGAGGCUGAGUCAGGAGAAUGGAGUUCAAAGAUAGCCUGGGCAACCCAACAAAACUCUAUUUACACACGUGCAUGGUGCUUGAAGAUUGCCAUGUUAAAUGUCAUUGCAAGAUCAACACUCUUACUUGUUUCUAGAGAGAUGACAGUAUUACUGAAUUUUCUAAAACGAGACCUUUAUUUUGGCAUGUUACUUUAAAACAAUUUUACUAACGACUAUGAGAUACAACAAAGUCAGAGAAACUUUCAGAUCUUUAUUGUUUCAAAGCAAGAAUAAAUACAUGUGGAUUGUUAACUGAUAUCUGCAAGUAGUUUUGUUAAAAAGAAACUGUAUUGUAGUAUUUGUGAACGUAGACAUGUCAGAUAUUUUUGCAGUUAUUUGUAUGCUUUCACCACCCAGUAGGUGACCUGAAACAGAAAUGAGGAGAUCAAUUUUCUAAGGAGGGCCAUUCACCUUUUUAAAAAAUUGAGGUGUAAGGCCGGGAAUUUAGCUCAGUGGUUCCGCCGCCUGCCUCGCAAGCGCAGGGACCUGAGUUUGAUCCCCAGUACAAAAAAGAAAAUUGAGGUAUAGUUUACAUUCCAUAAAAUAUUCAUUCUUUUAAAAUGUACAGUUCAUUUGGUGUAUUUACAGAGUUGUGUGACCAUUAUUCUACUGUCUACUUUCAGGACGUUUUCAUCAUUCCGAAAAGAAACCCCGUACUUAUUAGUACUUAUUCCCUAUUUUCCCUUCUCCCUAGCCCCUGCUAAUCAUUAAAUUUUCUGUUUCUGUGGAUUUUCUAUAAACAUAGAACCAAGCGACA